Molecule: messenger RNA, 1286 nt
Organism: Ciona intestinalis (vase tunicate)
Lineage: Eukaryota; Metazoa; Chordata; Ascidiacea; Phlebobranchia; Cionidae
Source: RefSeq, a predicted model, not a curated record
CCGCUUACGAGUUACCAUGUGUGGCAGCAGUAAGUCAUAUCCUUAUGAGCGGGGCAUGGCGCUGGUCACACAAGCAACAAGCCGUCUCGUGAACUUUUAUAAUUUGUUUCAUGUACUUAACAAUGUACCCAAAGGGGCCGGUGCUCCACACCGACUUGACUCAGAAAGGUGAGGAAUUUGCUCGAGAAAUUGCUCAAAUUAAAGAAAAACAAAACGUACUGGAAAGAAAAAAUGAGUCCAUAAGUAGCAGCAGAGAGCAAAUGACACCAGAGAGUUUGUCGCAAAUGGUCGACGCGUUUGAACGUCAGCUUGGUAUGUAUGACGUCAGAAUCGCCGAAAUGGAUCGGCGCUUUCAGAUUCUUGAAACUACGAGUUACUCAGGCUCCCUUAUUUGGAAAAUUCGAGAUUUUUCUCGCCGCAAGAGGGAAGCAGUAAGCGGUCGAGCGUUGUCUCUCUACAGUCAACCAUUUUACACGAGUCGUUAUGGAUACAAGAUGUGCGCUCGUGUUUAUCUCAAUGGAGAUGGAAUGGGCAAAGGAACACACAUGUCGCUUUUUUUCGUGGUCAUGAAAGGAGAAUACGACGCACUGCUAACCUGGCCGUUCAGACAAAAGGUAACACUGAUGCUACUGGACCAAGGAAUGGACCGACGUCAUUUGUCCGACACAUUCAGACCGGAUCCUACGUCAUCGUCCUUCAAGAAACCAACUUCCGACAUGAACAUCGCUUCUGGAUGUCCAUUGUUCGUAGCACACAACGUCAUAGAGGGCAGUUCUUACGUCAAAAAAGACACAAUCUUUUUGCGUAUUCACGUGGAUAUGUCGAAGCUCGAACAAUUUUAGCAAAGAAAUUUCAUGUGCUGUUAAUCUUGGAUGCAAUCCAGUGUGUCUGGGGUUCUGAUAUAAACGUGCCUUAUAUGUAUACAUGGGAAAACAAUUUAUUUUAAGCAGUGCUAAAUUUUAUUUGGUGCUUUUGCUGCAUGUGUAUCUCAAGCUUGUUAUUAAGGUUUUCAUUAUAAUUUCAGAGUCUACUUUUCUAUUUAAAUAAAAAACGUUUCCCACUGCCGAUAUUGCCGCAUAAUUAACCAGCAUUUUAAGUUACAGUUAUAACGUAAUGUUAAUAUCUCUGCCACAAUAUAGAUGCAACACUCGACACCCUACCUGCUAAAUGCUGUGUGCAUUUGGAAAAUAAAGCAGUUGGUAAAAUGGUCAACUUGUUUUACACUCGCGAUAUAAGCGAAACUUGUUAGAACUUACACUCGGAUAAUAAAUGCAUAGUAAGAACGA